Debaryomyces tyrocola is the source of this 2592-nucleotide messenger RNA. The record is from the annotation of a GenBank genome assembly. Lineage: Eukaryota; Fungi; Ascomycota; Pichiomycetes; Serinales; Debaryomycetaceae.
AUGUCCGGUAAUGGAUUCAAUCAGCUGGUACCUUUAUUCUCGACUCUAUCUGAGUCAGAACUAAGUAAAACGGUGCUGACGUUAGAUCAAAGGUUCCAUGAAGCGACUACUACAAAUGAAUUGCAUAGUUUAAUAGCUGAAAUAGAUACAACAACAGCUUCAAUUGAUAAAGAAUUGAAUCAUUUCUCUAUAAUAAAACUGAAAAAGCAUCAACAAGAAACAUCCAAUAUUGAAUUAAAUCGGGCGAAAUUAUCGACAACAAUUCUGAAUUCAACCGAGAUGGCUCUGUUAUUCUCGGCAGCUAAUGACUUAGGACAUUCGUUGACAUUCAAGAUCAAAUCAUUGGACCAGGAGAUUGGUAACGUUAAACAAACGUUGGAUUUUGUUACUGAUAUCCAGGCAUUAAAGAAUAAUAUAAACCAGGCGAGUUAUGCUAUUGACCACAAAAACUGGGAAUUGGCAGCUCAAUGUUUACAUACUAUUACGUGUAAAUUACCCGCUGAAUUGGUUAAUGGUAAUUUUGCUUCUGUGGUGAUACCCAGUACUGAUAUUCCUGAGCUACCUUCCGAAACUGUACAAAAAUGGAUUGAAUUGUUAACAGAAGAAUUUAAAAAGGGGUUUAAUGAAGCAUCAAAAAAUAAAAAUGUUUCUGAGUUAACAAAGUACUUCCAGUUGUUUCCAUUGAUUCAAAAGGAGGAGAUAGGUCUCAAUUGCUAUUCUAAAUUCAUUUGCCAAAUAAUAACCGAUACCCUGCGUUCAUUGAUUAAUUCCGCAUCUGGUGGUAGUAAUGCUGCCACCAAACAUGGCAUGUACCUUACUAUAAGUAUGAAAUUGUUUGAAAAUAUAUCUAUGAUGUUGUCUCAGCAUGGACCAUUGAUCAAGAAAUAUUACGGCUCUACAUAUGACAAUGCAAUUUCAUACGUUGUAACAAAAAUACAGCAUGAGAUUGAUUCACAGAUUGGUUUGAUUAGUGACACUUUCUACGAUAUAAAAAGAAUCGAUAAAGUCAUUCAAGACAUUAGUCUAUAUAACUUCCCUGUUUUGUCAAAAAGGUUUUCAGACCAUGAAGAUCCAUCCGGUGUUGACCAAGCAAACUUAAAUCCAGAGGAGGAUGAAUUGGUUUCCAUUGUUGAAAUUGGAGACUUGGUAAGUGAGUUGGCUGGAAUCUUACAUAAUUGGGCAUUGUAUUGUAAAUUCAUAACCUUAAAGUAUUACCAAUCCAAUGACGGUACUGAAAACGAAGAGGGAUUGAAGCUUCCAAAAUUAAUCAUAGACUCCAAUUUCACAAGUAAGAUUCACAAGAAAUUCUUGCCUGCAUUUGAAUCCUUAUAUUCCUAUUAUUUCAGAAGAUCUUUGGAGAAAGCUAUAACCAUUGAAGAAUUGCCAUCAUUAGAACCACAUUUGAUAAUGACUUCGUCAUCAGAUCCACCUGAUCAAGUACCUUGUUCAUCUGUCAUAGAAGAUGCUACAUUGGUGUUAAACACCACUUUAAGAAACAUAAUAGACACAGCGCAGCCAAUCACACUCAAACGAUUCAUAAACGAAGACUUUAAAGUUAUUCAAAGGGACUUAAUUAAUGGAUUCUUUAUUAAAAAUUUAAAUUCUAAUCAGCCUCGUUAUAACUCUACAUUGACGUUAGUUGCACCUACAUCGAAUCCAAAUGGCGUACUCAGCGGUACUGCCAGUCCUGGAAUAUCUAGAAGUGGGACGCCUGUCCAUGAAGGUUCAGGUACUAUGGGUUUUUUUAAAGGAGCUUCUAGUGCUUUGGGUAAUGUUGUCGGAAGUGGAGCUGCUGGAGCUGGAAUCAGUACAACAGCCGCACAUACUAAUAAUGCUAAGUUAAUGAAUUUUGUAUUGUAUUUAAAUACUGUUGCAAUGGGGCAAGAGUACUUCACAAAGAUUUUUGAAAGCAUAACCAAAAACAGUCCGGACUACUUAAGAAAUAAUUUCCCCUUUGGUAAAGACCUGGAAAAGAUUGCAAGCAUACUCAAAACAGAAUUUUUGGAUCCAUUUAUAUCAAUCACCAAUAAGAUUAUUCAAGAUAGUUUAAUUAAUUUUUACAAUCAAUCGCUUAAGAAUAAAUUACUUAAUCUUAUUAAUGAUUGUUUUCCUGAUGCUAACGAUUCACACUACAUAAUAUACUCAGUCAACUCUCUCAAUGAUAAUUCAACUAUCUUGAGAUUCACAACAACAUGGCAAUCGUUAAUUAGACCAUAUAAGCAAACGUUUCAUAAGUCAUUAAUUUUCCAUAAACUCUUGAGGCUAUUGGUUGUAAAUUUGGCCAAUUUGAUCGAGAAAAAAUUGGUAAAUGUGUUAAAGAAGUUCAAAAUAAAUGAAUUGGGAUCACUUAAGUUGGAAAAGGAUAUGUCUCACAUUAUUAAUGAAAUGUGUGAAGAUAACUAUGAAUUAAGAGAAAAGUUUGUAAGAGUAACUCAAUUAGUUUUACUUGUUGGCAUGGAUGACGAAGAAUACGACAUGAGUAACGAAGGUGGUCAUAACAAUGAUGAAGGUGAUCAAGCGGACGAAGAUUUGGGUGUUAACUGGGUUUUGACUCCAAUGGAAAGAAAGCAGGCUAGAAAGUUUAGGGUUUAA